AUGGCCAAGUCCAACCUGGAUCUGAUUCGCGAAUGCGAUAACUUCCCCUAUUACGAGGAUAACCGCGUCGCUUACACCGAGAACCUCAAGAAAUACCAUGCGUUCCGCGUCUCUGGUUACGAUGUCACACUGGGAUAUAUCCUGAACACAGUUGUGGAAAAGUUCCCCUGGUCAAAGGAGAUCUGGGAAGUCGACUCUGCAGCCCAGACAGUCACCCUCCUCACGUCGGCAGACGCCGACCCCGCACAUCGCAGCGAGCUCGUUGCCCAGAGUAUCGCUGAGGCUGUCAAAGCGGAUUGCUUCGAGGUUCUCAGAGGAUGGCGUAAUGAGAAGUACCCCGUCUAUGGACCCGGUGGUGAAUACCUGCUGGAGAUGGAGCGAAGCGCGACACCGCUGUUCGGUAUUGUCUCCUACGGCGCCCAUAUGACCGGAUACGUUGAGGAUGCGACAGGCUUGAGGUUCUGGAUCCCCCGACGUGCAAAGAACAAGCAGACAUAUCCCAGUAUGCUGGACAACACCGUCGCGGGAGGAAUGUGUACCGGCGAGAAGCCAUUCGAAUGUAUCGUUCGUGAGGCCAUGGAGGAAGCCUCCCUCCCCGAGUCGGUUGUACGCGCUUCCAUUGUCCCAGUGGGUUGCGUAACAUAUACUCAUGUGCGGGACCCUCGUGCUGGCGGAGAAAUUGGCCUCCUGCACCCAGAGGUGGAAUACGUCUACGACCUGAAGCUCGAUCCUUCGGUUAUUCCCAAGCCAUGUGAUAACGAGGUCGAGGAAUUCAACCUGCUUUCGGUGGAUGAGGUCAAGGAGGCAAUGGCUCGCGGUGAGUUCAAGCCAAACUGCGCGAUCAUCAUCCUUGAUUUCUUCAUUCGCCAUGGUAUUUUGACCGCCGAGAAUGAGCCGGAUUAUCUGGACAUUAUGGCGCGCUUACAUCGUCGUAUGGAACACCCAACGGCAUCACAUUGCAUGAAAUAG
Molecule: messenger RNA, 969 nt
Organism: Penicillium cataractarum
Lineage: Eukaryota; Fungi; Ascomycota; Eurotiomycetes; Eurotiales; Aspergillaceae
Product: thiamine pyrophosphokinase-related protein
Exons: 2
Coding region: 1-969 (322 amino acids)
Molecular function (GO): 8-oxo-dGDP phosphatase activity
Source: RefSeq, a predicted model, not a curated record